AUGGCUCUCCACGCAGCACCUCCUCCACCCACCAAGCUUGGUGUCCUCCGAGUGCUCUCUCCCAAUGCAGGUGUACACGUCUCGCCGUUUUGUUUCGGAGGGAACAGCAUUGGAGACCAACAGAAUGGCACAUUCCGGGAUUCUUUGAGUAAAGAGUCGAACUUCAAGCUCCUUGAUAAUUAUUUCGAUAUGGGAGGAAACUUCAUCGACACGUCAAACAAUUAUCAAGACGAAAGUUCUGAGCGUUUUAUUGGGGAGUGGAUGGAGCAGCGAGGGAUACGAGAUCAGAUCGUUCUUGCGACGAAGUACACUACGAACUUCAAGCGCGGUAACAACUCGAUUGCCCAAAAGGCAAACUACACGGGAAAUAACCUCAAGUCAAUGCACAUCAGCGUGGAGGCCAGCUUGAAGAAACUUCGCACGUCUUAUAUCGAUUUGCUCUAUGUGCAUUGGUGGGAUUACGAUACCUCGGUAAAAGAGGUCAUGGACGGACUGCAUUCUCUUGUGAUGCAAGGAAAGGUUCUCUACCUAGGAUUAUCUGACAGUCCUGCUUGGGUUGCUGCUCAAGCCAACGAGUACGCUCGGUGCACUGGUAAAACCCCAUUUGUUGUCUACCAAGGGUUUUGGAAUAUCCUUGACCGCUCUUUCGAGCGGGAAAUCAUCCCCAUGGCUCGUUCUCAAGGCCUAGCUUUAGCCCCAUGGGGCGUCCUAGCCCAAGGAAAACUCCGCACCGAUGCGGAAGAACAACGACGAAAGGAAAGCGGAGAGAAUGGACGCACUAUGAUUCCAGGCCAACAAUGGGAAAGGAACGAGUCAGAGAUAAAAAUAUCUCAUGCUUUGGAGAAAGUUGCCGGCGAGCUUGGAUUGGGAAGUAACAUCAGUGCUGUUGCUAUUGCGUAUAUAAUGCAGAAAGCGCCUUAUGUCUUCCCGGUCAUUGGAGGAAGAAAGAUCGAGCAAUUUCAAGAAAAUCUCAAAGCGCUGGACAUUUGGCUUAGUGAGGAACAGGUUCAGUUUUUAGAGGGUGUCAUUCCCUUUAACCCAGGAUUCCCUCACAACAUGUUGGGAGACGGAACGAAACCAUUCUUUGCGAUGUUGAGCGCAAUGUCAUACAAAAAGGUCCAAGUUCAGGCCAUCAAGCCUACGGAUUAA
This is a messenger RNA of Lentinula edodes (shiitake mushroom), 1149 nucleotides long. RefSeq names its product Aldo/keto reductase. The record is from RefSeq and is a predicted model, not a curated record. Bases 1 to 1149 code for a protein of 382 amino acids. The transcript is spliced from 6 exons. Lineage: Eukaryota; Fungi; Basidiomycota; Agaricomycetes; Agaricales; Omphalotaceae.